CAAAUGUGAAAAUCGUCCGUGAAUUGACUAUAUUAACUUAUUUAUUUUCAUAAUUUAGAUUCAUUAUUAUGGAGGCCCCUCCGAUAUUAACUUCAGUAGACAGUGAAUUAAAGAAGUACAUUUUAUGUCCAGAAAACUUACCAAUCCAUCAGUAUGAAAAAAAUCAGAAAUUUUGGUCUCGUAAGCCAAUACCGAAAGAAUUAUUAUGCUUUGAAGAAUCUCCUUCAAUUACCACACUCCAAGUUCAAAGAGAUCCAAACACUGGCCAAAUCAUGGAUUUUAAAGAAGUCUCGCUCCAAUCAGCAGGAGCUACAGCAAAAAAUUCCAUGUCAUUAAAUAGAGCUCCAGCCUCUCCAUCUGAAGCAACUAGGGGAAGUGCUUCAUUCAAACCAUUUUGGCCAGGUAGUUUUCCAGCCCCAGAGUCCUAUGUGAAUGAAGAAACUCUUUGUGAAUCUGAACCAUUACUUAAUCUACCACCUGGAUUUGAUAGAGGGCUUAUAUUCUGUAAAGACAGUAGGACCGUAUGUACUAAAGAUGACACGUUAGAUGAAAUUCAAGAAAUCAAAAAUGAUUCACCAAAUGUAGUUAAUUUACUUAAAACUGUUCUUAAAGAAGAAGAACUAUUGGGAGCAUUUGAAUCUGAAUACGCUGUUGAAGCAAAUUCUAAGACAGUUGAAGAAUUAUUACCAGAAGAAGAAGAAAUUCUGUCUAAAGAGACUCCAGUAUUACUUAUAAGUAAAGCUGUUCCAAAAAAUUUAGCUACACAUGGAAGUGAAUGGGCAAUUUUACUUGAUACAUCUAAACCUGUAACUGAUUUUAAGGAAAGAAUACCAGAAAUGGCUAUUGAAUAUACUUUCGAGUUGGACAUAUUUCAGAAACUAGCAAUUUUACAGCUAGAACAGCAUAAUCAUGUAUUUGUAGCAGCUCAUACUUCCGCAGGAAAAACAGUUGUAGCAGAGUAUGCGAUAGCGCUCUCUCAGAAGCACAUGACAAAGUCAAUAUACACUUCACCUAUUAAAGCACUUUCUAAUCAGAAAUACAGAGACUUUAAAGAAAAGUUUAAUGAUGUUGGACUAAUUACUGGAGAUUUUCAAAUUAAUCAAAAAGCAUCUUGUCUUAUUAUGACAACUGAAAUUUUACGAUCUAUGCUCUACUGUGGAAGUGAUAUUACUAGGGAUUUGGAAUAUGUUAUUUUUGAUGAGGUGCAUUACAUAAACGACAGAGAACGAGGACACGUAUGGGAACAAGUUCUUAUAAUGCUUCCAGCACAAGUGUGUGUGGUUUUGCUUAGCGCUACAGUACCGAAUACAAUCGAAUUUGCGGAUUGGUUGGGAAGAACCCAUCAAAGAAAAGUUUAUGUAGUCUCGACACAUCAAAGACCAGUACCGUUAAAGCACUUUCUUUAUACGGGUAAGGGUGGGAGUACACGGGACAAUAGGUUUAUGAUUUUAAACGCUGAUAAGUGGAUUUUAAACGGAUUUAUCAAAGCUAAAGAUUCCGUGAAAGUGGAUCCUUAUAAAAAUUUUAAUCAAAAAUUGACCCCUGCCCAAGAAAAAACCUUAUGGUCGGGAUUAAUUUCCCAUCUUAAAAAAAACGAUCUUCUUCCAGUAGUGGCCUUUACUUUUUCGCGACAAAAAUGUGACAAUAAUGCUACGAAUUUAACAAGUUUGGAUCUUACGACACAGAAAGAGAAAGCGCACAUAACCUUGUCUUUUAAUAGAUGGAUCAGAUGUUUGAAAGAACCCGAUCAAAAUAUUCCUCAAAUUAUGAAGAUGAGAGAUAUUCUAACAAGAGGAAUUGGUGUUCAUCAUAGCGGUAUUUUACCAAUCAUCAAAGAAAUCGUUGAAAUGUUAUUUCAGGAGGGAUACAUUAAGCUACUUUUUGCAACGGAAACUUUUGCCAUGGGUGUGAAUAUGCCAGCAAGAACAGUGGUUUUUGAUUCAGUUCGUAAACAUGACGGCAAAGAAUUACGUGACCUUGAAGCAGCCGAAUACACUCAGAUGGCUGGACGUGCUGGAAGACGUGGUUUAGAUGCUGAAGGAACUGUUAUUAUUCUGUGCAAACAAAGCGUUCCUCUAGAAGAAAAUCUUAAGAAGAUGAUGCUGGGUAAACCUAGUUCGUUAGUUAGCCAGUUCAGAUUAACAUAUGGAAUGGUUUUAAGUUUGCUACGUGUAGAGAGUAUAAGCGUAGAAGGUAUGAUGUCAAGAAGUUUUCGAGAAGCAGAUCAUCAGAAGAAUAUGAUUGAAAUAAGGAAAAAACUAGAAAAGGUCGAAGAAGAAUUAAAGGAGCUAUGUAGACAACAAAUUAGUACCUACUUGCGGCCUUUAGUUAAAUUUUACGAAACCGCUAGCGUUUACUUGAAUAUCAGAAAGAAUAUUAUGAAUUCUGUGAUGUCUUCUCCUAAAGUACAAAAAACAUUAAUCCCAGGCAGAUUAAUUGUAAUAACCCAGAAACAUCACGUAAACAAGCUAGCUCUCAUAUUAACUUGCAUAAGAUCCAAGCAGCAUCUAUACAAGGUUCUCGUUUUGAAUAACACACAAGAGGUAUUAAAAGAUUAUAAAGAGGAUUUCUGGUAUUAUAUGCUGAGUCUUACAGAAGAAAAAUUGUUUAGUACAGCUACUGCUGCUGAGCAUGAUAUUUUAACGGUAUCUGCUGAAGAUAUAUUUGAAAUAUCAGGAAAAACUCUAAAAAUAAACACUGAUUUGGUUAUGAAAGAUGUUGAAAAACGACAAAUGGAACGAUUUAAAUAUGAUCCAGUAGGUCAAACCUGUGUUGAAACUGUUCAGGAAUUACAUAAACUAACGAUGUUGGCCAACAACGAUAAGGGCACGUUGGAGUUCUUACAUUUUAUUAUAGAUUUAAAGGUAAACGACCAAGAACUCUAUAUGGGUCUACAAAAAAUGUAUGAAAUAAAAGACAAGUUAAUCGACCAUUUACCUAGUACGAGAAUUCCUAAUUUCGAUCGACAGUUCUGGAUUGUUUUCUCCAGAAAAUUUCUAGAGGAGAAGAAGAAAGAUUUAGAAUUCCAAUUGUCGAAUGCAAGUUUAUCUCUUUAUCCUGAUUAUGAAAAUAGAAUCGAAUUGUUACGCAGAUUAAAUUAUGUAGACGGACAAAAUAAAAUUCAGCUUAAGGGCUAUGUAGCUUGUGAAAUAGGCAUGAAUGAGUUAUUAUUAACCGAACUAAUCCUAAGAAAUAUUUUAACCAAGCUUAAAGCUGCCGAAGUAGCAUCUUUGUUAUCAGCUUUGGUGUUCAGAGGUCGAUCACAAGACGAAGCUUUUGAUGAUGAUGGAUUAACUCCUGACUUAAGAAAAGCUAUUAAAGAAAUUCAAGAUGUGCAUAGAGAAAUAGGUACAAAAGAGUUAAGUUUGGGCAUUCAGACUGAUGAGUUUCAAGAAGAAUUGAAUUUUGGAUUAGUUCAUUUUGUUUAUGAAUGGGCUACUAAUAAACCUUUUGCAGAAAUUAUGAAAUUGACAGAUAUUCAGGAAGGUAUUAUCGUGCGAUGUAUUCAACAACUAAAUGAAACUAUUAUGGACGUCAGAGAUGCUGCUAGAAUUGUAGGAGAUCCUGAACUCAAAAACAAAAUGGAAGAGGCGUCUGCAUCCAUAAAGAGAGACAUAGUUUUUACCGCCAGUUUGUAUACAUUAACAGAUCCUGUUUAGAUACUUUUACAACAUACAAAACUAAAGAGAAGAUUUUUUUACAAUAUUAUACAUCUCUAUUAAUAAUGCAUAUAAAAAUUGUUUACAGAUUUGUAACUAAUAAACUAUCUUUGGAUACGUUGUAAAUUUAUUAAAGUUUCUAAAAAAAUCUUGAAAUAUAUUGAGGAUAC
This is a messenger RNA of Diabrotica balteata, 3829 nucleotides long. Lineage: Eukaryota; Metazoa; Arthropoda; Insecta; Coleoptera; Chrysomelidae. The record is from the annotation of a GenBank genome assembly.